GGAGAACUGGGCACACGUAAGAGCACUUUCUGUGCUUUUGUUGUCCAAAGUCUCUGUGGUUCAGUUUGGUUUGCUAAGAUUUUCUUUGUUCAAUUUAAAGUCUAAAUGACUGCGGGACAGGACCAGGAUCUUAAUUACAUAAAUGUGACUUUUAAGGCCAACAAUACAUCUGCUCAAGAAAAAACACAGAACAUGGAGGUCAUCUAUGAUGAGGUGAAGACAGAAGAGAAGUCAUGGGACACACAUCCAAAAACCUCAGACGAUAAGAAGAAACCUGCAUCUCAUGGUCGUCUUGUUUGGGCUGCUGCCAGUUUAGGCAUCCUUUGUCUCAUCCUGAUUUUUGUCAUUGCCUCUCUCAGCAUCUCCUUCGCGCAGGAGCACCGAACACAGAGCAUGAUGUUAACGGCGCAGAACCAGCAGCUGCAGACGGAGAAGACCGCCUUACAGAGACAGAUGCAGAACCUGAGCACAGACAGGGACAAACUGAACUGGACCAUCAGUGUCAUCCUGGACUACCAAAACUUCCCUGUUACUGAACUCUGUCCACAGAAAGUGUGUAAACCUUGCUUGGAUGGUUGGGUUCUGUUCCAGUCAAAUUGCUACCUGUUCACAAAGGAUAUGUAUUACAGUCAGUGGAAAACCUGGAAGAAAAGCCAGGAGUUCUGCAAAGAGAAGAAGGCUGAUCUGGUGGUGAUUGAAACCUUGGAGGAACAGGAGUUCAUUAAUAAUAACACAAGUGAAUAUGACAGUCCAAAGCAUGGCUACUGGAUCGGUUUGAGCAAGACAGACACAUCUGGCACAUGGAUGUGGAUAAAUGGAGGAAAUCUCACAGUGAUGUUCUGGGCAACAGAGCAGCCGGGCUACACACAGGCCUGUGCUUUAAGUAAACCACAAGCAGAUCCUCUGGCCAGCUGGGACAAAGUGAGCUGCACCAUGCGGAACCGCUGGAUCUGUGAGACCAGAGCUUUGAUCAAACCUGAUUAGAAAGUCAAGCUGGGAAAUCCUACAUGACAAAGUCUGUAAAUGUGUGACGUUUCUCAAACAUUUGGAAGUCUGUAAAGUGUGUUUCAUUUUUAUGCGUGUUUGAACGGGAUUCAAACUAAGCCUUUACGCUCCUAGAAAAGGGCAAAAGUGUCUUUGUUCAGCAGUUUGCUUAUGUGUAUGCAUAGUAAAAAUUAUUAUGGCAGACUUUUCAGCAUGACAACAACCCAAACGGCUUAAGAAAUGCUAGCUGGUUAAAACAAGAAGGUUUUCUGACGGUUCUGACCUGAAUAACAGGAAUUAAAUAUUUCUGAAAAUAAUUGUUUCUUUUGUGUAAAAUGCCUAAUUAGGUGGGAGUGGCAACACAAAGAAGGUGAAUUGUUCUGAAGUCAGACAAAUAUGUGUGUUGUUUUUGACCUCAUUCCUGCUUUAUUUUUUGUGUGCCCUAAAGACUUUA
This is a messenger RNA of Oryzias latipes (Japanese medaka), 1438 nucleotides long. Its product is annotated as natural killer cells antigen CD94. Lineage: Eukaryota; Metazoa; Chordata; Actinopteri; Beloniformes; Adrianichthyidae. The record is from RefSeq and is a predicted model, not a curated record.